UAAAAAAAUGUCUGCGACGAGUUCAGGCAGAUUAGGGGCGUUCAAAACUGAUCGAUAUUUAUGUGUGGAGUAUCCAGGCUACAUAAAGGAUGUUGAGGGUAUGUUGAAGACCCUUGGAGGUGAAGAACAAUUGUCAGAUACUUACUUCAAUACAAAAAGAAGAGUAGAACUACAUUUCAGGCCUAGCGAUCCAUACUGUCACAGUGUUUGUGGUGAUCUGCAGCCCUCAAGAGCAUUGCUGGUAAAACUGAAAAGACGAAGAAAAAAAAAUCCAUCGAAUGAACCAGUAAACGAGUGGAAGUAUGAGCAGGAAGUUAUUGGUAUAGUCCAUAACACAUAUAGGUUUAUGUCUCUGGUGGACUUUCAGUAUAUCACACCAAAGCCAUUGCAGAAUGCAUUUUCAACUGUGGAGACAAGCAGUCUAUUAGAUGAACAACAACCACUUCACAUUGUACCUGCAAUUUUUUCAAGAAUUGAUGUGCAAGGAAGCUACAAUUAUCACCCUGAGACCUUUAAUAGGCUAGGAACAAAAGGGAACCCUGCACAUAGGGAAUCUCUAAACCCAGAGGAAGAAAUACCUCAUCAGCAAUCAGAUUCUCGUAUGCGGAAAAGGCGACCAAGUGAGGCUAUGGCUGCCAUAUUCACAUCCAAGGAAGUACCACAAGAACCAGGCGCUAAAUGUAGAGAAAUCGUCGAUAGUACGAAGAAAAAGUUCAGUUGGGUCGAAAGUUCGUUGGAAGAAUUGAGAGAGCUGUUUAGAGAGCGUCCUAUGUGGUCUCGUACGGCACUUGUUUGUCAUCUGAGCACUGAAAUAAAAAACGAGAGGCUUAAGCAACUUUUGCCGUAUGUGGCAUUCUACUGGCUGAAUGGGCCUUGGCGAGCCCUGUGGAAUAGAUUUGGCUACGAUCCUCGUAAACUUCCUGAGGCAAAAAUCUAUCAGAUAUGUGAUUUUCGUGUGAGGGAUAAAAAAGACAGCAAAGGACUGCCAAUCUUGCCCCUUCGAUCUUCAAGAAUUUGCACGCUGCCGGUACAACUACAGCGAUAUAAAGUGAAUGCAGCUGUUAGUGUGGAUAACCAACAGAAACCUGAAGCGAAACGUUCUGCGAUUCCUCCAGAAGACCUGUUGUACACAUUUCACCCCGACAAGCUUCCGCGUGCCCGGCAGAUUAUGUAUCAACUAUGCGAUCUGUAUGACGAUGAGGUUCAACAGAUCAUAUCCGAGAAUAAUGGCAAGGAAAGAAAGUGUACAGAAAGAAAUGGCUGGUUUAACCCGGGUGUAAUUGACAGAAUAAGAGCAACUAUGGUAAGAAAAGUUGAGGCAAGAAUCGAGAAAGAAAUCGCAGAAAAAGAAAAGAAACACGGAGAUAUAAAUGAAGAGAUAAAUACAUCCGACGUAGACAAGGAAACUGUGUCAGAUGGCAUUGAUGAUGAUGACGACAUGUAGUUUGAAAAAUAGUGUGUAUCCUGGAAAAGGUAAGAGGGAUGAUUUGAUUUUUGAUGUUAAUAGCGAUGCUAUCUUGAUUACGCGAAAUUCGCUUUUGCGUUUGGAACACCCCCACCUCAGCAUAUAUCAAUAAAGGAAUAAGGGUGCGGGCUCUUUACGAGUCAUUUGGCACUGGUAAAGCACGUUGGCACUUUUUGCCCUUCUCAUUCCGGUUUCUAAGAUGAAGGGUAGAACGUGAAGUGGUUUCCCUGGGGCAGUAAGCUGGCUGUCCCCAAAAAAGAAAUUGACUUAGUUCUGAACAACGUGAAAAGAUUUUUUCUAUGUUAGAUUUAGGAAAGGGAUAGAAAACAAGGAGAAAUUAUGAUGAAGCCAUUAAUGCCUUGCUGCUUCCGGCGCAAAAAAUAUUGUCUAACUCCCGAUUUGAUUUUCGUGUACUCUGGUCCCAUACGUUGCAAUAAGAACAAGACCUAAAGAAACAGACCAUAGAAACUGUUUAAAAAGUAGAACUUUACGCUUCCUGUUUUCCGAACUAUGAUCCGUCGUUAUGCACAAAACAUACAGCAUUCCCUGCUGCAGAAUAAGCCAUGCAAGGUUUAUUAUGAACCAGUCCCGACCUUCAACCUGGGUAGCCAAUAUUGAAUAUAACAUAAUUUAUAAAGAAUCAAUAUUUACUUGAUUUAUCACCAAGAUAUUUUUCACCUUUUUUAACGGGCCUUUGAUUGCAAACCACUUUAUAUGGUGAAGUAUAGAAUGAAUCAUGAUUUUUUAAAUGAUGAUGAUGUGAGGUAUAGAUUAGUUGUUUGUAUUGCUGCUCAUAUAAAACGUUAUACAGAAUUUGAUUAGUCUGAAUCACAACUCGUUAUCUGUUUAUCGACUUUUAAAGUCCUACCAACCCUGUCCGUUGUGACUUGACGUAAAUUGAAUGAUAAUUUUAUCAUUGGUAUUUAUUUUAACCAGAGGCACUUUUAGCCUAUCUGAACCCUGAUAGUUAGUUAUUUUCAAAAGAGGCUCAAACCAUCUUUCAAUCUAGAAUUGACCAAUCAAUGAGCGUGAUUCCACUGUCACGCCGCCUAUUGGUUGGCUAAUUUUGAUUGACAGAUUGUUCAAGCCACUUUUUAUCUGUCAUUUGCCUUUAACAUGGAAACCAGCAAUUCCUAGGGCUGAUAAGGGUUUACCUAAUAAGAAAACAUGUAUGUUGUUGGUUCCAGGUCUGUUUUGAACAGACAAAUUUUUUAUGUAUGUCGACGUCGUGUCUGUGUUGGAAACAGCAGUCUUUUCUGUACAGGAAGCAUUCUUUGACGUAACGAUACAGAUAUUCUUUGGUAACGAUCAAAGGGGUGUAACCCAGUCCAAACCAUGACAUACAAGAACCUUGGUUUAAAACAAUCAAAUCAGAGAACAGCUGAGUUCAUGUCUGCAUUUCGUCAUUAGUUUUAGCGAUCGUACUAUACAUUUUUGGACACACUUCCUUCAAAAACAGAUGAAGGAUAAAUGUAUCGGAUUCUUAAUUUGCUCAAACAGAAAGCUCUCGAUACAGAUAACGACAGUACUGAUGUUAUUGAGGAGCAUAUUAUGAAGAAUCAAAUGAUUAAUGAAAUUUAUAUACGUCAGUUAGAAAGAAAUAUUUGCUGAAGAUUAGAAAAUUUUCAACAUGAAAUUGUGUAGCUGCUUUUGAAACAGCAAAAAAGUGCAAAAAGACAUCAGGGGAAAUUUGAAGACAAACACAUUGUGUGUUUCUAUUGAACACAUACAGACUGUAGCUAAAAUUUUACAGUCCAAUGUGUUUUGACUUUCGUUGAAAAUAGUUUGGGUAUUUAGUGUCAUAAAAAAUACUAUUAUAUAAUCUGAUAGGGAUUAGGGUUUCUCUUUUCACUCUUUCAGCUCCAAACAACCUACUCCUUAAGGAAAGUUCUAUAGCUUGGGUAUUUAAUAUGAUCUGGAAUAUCCUUUCGUAAGGUAAAAACAAGUUUUAUGUUAGUUUUUGUACUAAUUAUUCUCUACUGGCUACUUCUUUAUGAAUUAUUAACCUGAAAUUCUCCUGAAGUCUCCGCUUUCAAUUAUAUUUUGGUACGUUUUGCUGCUGAUUGCAGUCAAAGGCGGCUUAUAGACGAGGGCGGCUUAUAGACGAGGGCGGCUUAUAGACGAGGGCGGCUUAUAGACGAGGGCGGCUUAUAAACGAGGUCGGCUUAUAAGCGAGGUAGGCUUAUAAUCUAGUAAAUACGGUUGGUGGCAAACGUGAAUACUAAUGCAGCGAAAUCCCGGUAUAACGAACUAAAUGUCUAGUACCUUGGAUUCUGCCUAACAAAUUCUCGUUAUUAUAAACCAAUUUUUAGGUCCCUUCAUUAUAAUUACCCUCGAUAUAAUGAACUUUUUAUAAAUUUUUAUCUUUUAUUUGUUUUCGGUGUCAAUUGAUUUUGAUUUUCUUUUGGGGGAAAAUCAUUUUUGUAAUCGGCAAAACAUGCCAAUAAUACACUUCAAGCACUGGCUGAUAGACUAACCAGUGCACG
Molecule: messenger RNA, 3951 nt
Organism: Rhopilema esculentum
Lineage: Eukaryota; Metazoa; Cnidaria; Scyphozoa; Rhizostomeae; Rhizostomatidae
Product: general transcription factor 3C polypeptide 5
Biological process (GO): transcription initiation at RNA polymerase III promoter
Cellular component (GO): transcription factor TFIIIC complex
Molecular function (GO): RNA polymerase III type 1 promoter sequence-specific DNA binding; RNA polymerase III type 2 promoter sequence-specific DNA binding
Source: RefSeq, a predicted model, not a curated record